GCGAAAGGUUUAUAAGAACAAGAGGGAAAAAUUCUUCUCUUUUUUUUUUCACCGCUCACUUUUUUCUUUCAUCAUCUUUUUAGUGAUGGCUAUUACUACUACUCUUCUUACAUUACUACCAUCACCUAGUACUAUUUUCGUUUAUGGUAUUUUAAUUGUAGGUGUUGUUAUUGCCAUCCAUGUUCUUUCUCAAUUGAUUGGUCCUAAAGAUCCUAAUCAACCUCCUGUAGUAUUUUCUUGGAUUCCUGUUUUCGGUAAUGCUGCUCAAUUUGGAAUGGAUCCUAUUACGUUUUUACAAAACUGUCAAAAGAAAUAUGGUGAUAUUUUUACUUUUACUAUGGUUGGAAAACGCGUUACUGUAUGUUUAGGUGCUGAUGGUAAUCAAUUUGUCUUCAAUAACAAACAAAAUUUGUCUUCUGCCGCACAAGCUUACAAUCAUAUGACAAAGUUUGUGUUUGGACCUGAAGUGGUUUAUGAUGCUCCUCAUAGCGUAUUUAUGGAACAAAAGAAAUUCAUUAAGGCUGGUUUGAACUCUGAUUGUUUCCGUCGUCAUGUACCUAUUAUCGUGAAAGAAACUGAAGACUUUUUCAAGAAAUAUACCAAACCUAGUGGAUUAAUGGAAGCUUAUGAAACAUUUGGACAUUUGAUUAUUUUGACGGCAUCUAGCUGUUUGAUGGGUAAAGAAAUUCGAUCUAGUUUGGAUGAAACGGUGGCUGGUCUCUACUAUGAUCUGGAUCAAGGCUUCAAACCUAUCAACUUUAUCUUUCCCAAUCUUCCUUUACCUUCUUAUCGUCGUCGUGAUAUCGCUAGAGAAAAGAUGGCUGCAUUGUAUUCUAGUAUUAUUCAACGUAGAAAAGCUGAAAAUGAUAAUAGCAAUAUGGACUUACUUCAAGCUUUGAUGGAUGCUACAUAUAAGGAUGGAACCAAUAUUCCCGAUCAUCACAUUGCUGGUAUGAUGAUUGCUGUUUUGUUUGGUGGACAACAUACUUCAGCUACGACAUCAGCUUGGACUAUUUUGGAAUUAGCAGCUCAACCUGAUCUUGUAAGAAGUUUACGUGAAGAACAAAUUGAAAAAUUAGGAUCUCUCAAGGCGGAUUUGACUUUUGACAAUAUCAAGGACUUGCCUCUUUUGGAUGCUGUGAUUCGUGAAACCUUACGUCUUCAUCCUCCCAUUUUCCAAAUGAUGCGUCGUGUGGUGGCUGAUAAAGUGAUAUAUGAAAAGAAUGGAUUGGAAAUACCCAAAGGCAAUUAUCUUUGUGCUGCUCCUGGUGUGACUCAAGUGGAUCCUACUUACUUCAAUGAACCUCUCAAAUAUAAUCCUUAUCGUUGGAUUGAAAAAUCAGAUCCUGUACAUCAAAUGGAACAAGGUGAUGAUGCAAACAUUGAUUAUGGUUUUGGUGCUGUUGGAAUCUCUUCCAAAUCUCCCUUCUUACCUUUUGGUGCCGGUCGUCAUCGAUGUAUUGGUGAACAAUUUGGUUACCUUCAAUUGAAGACUAUCUUAUCUACUUAUAUUCGCAUGUUUGAUUUUGAAUUGGAACCUGGUCACUCUGUUCCAAAGUCUGAUUAUACUUCUAUGGUGGUGGUGCCUCAACAUCCUAGCAAGGUCAAAUACACCUUUAGAGAAUAGGCUAGAUCUUUUCUCUUAUUCUUUUUAUAUACAUCCUCCUCCCUAAUAUAGUUUCCUACUUAUUAUCUUUUUUUUUUGUCUUUUCCUUUUUUAGUUACAAUUUAUUAUUUAUAUAUAAUCAUUUCUUUUUAUUUCAAUAAACAUUUAUUAUUGACAUUAUUAUUAUUAUUA
Molecule: messenger RNA, 1798 nt
Organism: Halteromyces radiatus
Lineage: Eukaryota; Fungi; Mucoromycota; Mucoromycetes; Mucorales; Cunninghamellaceae
Product: lanosterol 14-alpha demethylase
Exons: 5
Coding region: 86-1627 (513 amino acids)
Molecular function (GO): monooxygenase activity; heme binding; oxidoreductase activity, acting on paired donors, with incorporation or reduction of molecular oxygen
Source: RefSeq, a predicted model, not a curated record